Messenger RNA from Anopheles marshallii, 1491 nucleotides. RefSeq names its product sialin. Gene Ontology annotation, molecular function: transmembrane transporter activity. Bases 1 to 1491 code for a protein of 496 amino acids. The record is from RefSeq and is a predicted model, not a curated record. Gene Ontology annotation, cellular component: plasma membrane. NCBI's taxonomy places the organism in Eukaryota, Metazoa, Arthropoda, Insecta, Diptera, Culicidae. The transcript is spliced from 5 exons. Gene Ontology annotation, biological process: monoatomic anion transport; transmembrane transport.
AUGUCGUCCGGCAUAGCAGGAUGGAUAACAUGCCGGCAAGUGUUGAACAUCAUGGUGAUCUUCGGCUUUAUGCUGAACUAUGCCCUGCGUGUGAACUUCACGAUCGCCAUCGUGGCGAUGACGAAAACGCUCGUGAACGUGGCUACAGGUGGAGAUAACAGUACCAGCUUGAACUUGACCGAUACGACAGUGGCAGAUUUGUCCACCACCACCGAAGCGUCCGUUAUCGACGAGGCGGAUAAGUUUGAAUGGGACGCCCGCCAGCAGAACCUGAUGCUGGGCAGCUUCUUCUGGGGUUACGUGCUGACGGAACUGCCGGGUGGUCGGUUGGCUGAAAUUAUCGGUGGCCGUCGCGUCUUCGGCUACAGUAUGCUAUGGGCCAGUUUGCUUACCCUGCUGACGCCCCUCGCGUCCAACACGCACUACAUUGCCGUGGUAAUUCUGCGUGCGGUGCUCGGUUUCUUCCUCGGUGCUUCGUGGCCAGCCAUUCAUCCACUCACGGCCGUUUGGAUUCCGCCCAUGGACCGGUCAAAGUUCAUCGCCAACAUGAUGGCUUCCUCGCUGGGCGCUGCCAUUACGAUGCCAAUCUGUGGCUUCCUGAUCUCAUCGAUCGGAUGGCAGAGCGUGUUCUACUUCACCGGUGGGCUCGGUUUGCUGUGGUCGAUCAUUUGGUUCCUGGUGGUGUUUGAAACCCCUGCCCUGCAUCCGCGCAUCACGCCCGAGGAACGGAAUGAGAUCGAGUCGGCGAUCAAUGCGGCUGGCAAAAAGAAGAAACCAUCGUACGUGCCGUGGAAGUCCAUUAUUACCUCCCCACCGGUUUGGGCCAUCAUACUUACCCACGGUGCGUCCGUGUUUGGGUUCUUCACUGUGGUUAAUCAGCUGCCAACUUACAUGAAGUAUAUUUUGCAUUUCAACAUUAAGGAGAACGGAUUACUGUCGUCCUUGCCUUAUUUCGGAAAAUACGCCAUGGCUGUGAUUUCAUCGCAUUUAGCUGAUUACUUGAGAAAAUCGGGCAAAUUGUCCACUACCGCAACUAGAAAGAUUUUCACCGCUUUCGCUGUGAUGACUCCCGGGUUCUUGAUGAUCAUUCAGGUGUACAUGGGCGAGAACCGCUCGUGGGCGGUUGGUAUCUUCACACUGUCCCUCUUCCUGAACGGUGCCGUCACGGCGGGAUACCUUGGCAAUGGGCUGGACAUUGCUCCCAACUUUUCCGGUACCAUUUUCGGCAUGGCCAACACUCUGUCCUCGUUCGGUGGCUUCGUUUCAGCGUACAUGGUUGGUGUACUCACCAACGAUAAUCAAACUUAUGGUCAAUGGCAGAUUGUGUUCUGGAUUCUGGCCGUGGUGUACAUUACGGGUUCGUCUGCGUACGUGAUAAUGGGUACGGGUGAGCUGCAGGCCUGGAACAAUCCCCCGGAGAAGGAUGAUGGUAGUGGCGAAACCGAGGAAGGUGUGCCACUUAACCAGCGCAACCAGGCCGCGGUCAAGUAA